Messenger RNA from Tupaia belangeri chinensis (Chinese tree shrew), 1739 nucleotides. It is a transcript of the gene EPDR1, whose product is annotated as ependymin related 1. Gene Ontology annotation, cellular component: lysosome; extracellular region. Lineage: Eukaryota; Metazoa; Chordata; Mammalia; Scandentia; Tupaiidae. Gene Ontology annotation, molecular function: calcium ion binding. Gene Ontology annotation, biological process: cell-matrix adhesion. The record is from RefSeq and is a predicted model, not a curated record.
AUUAUUUGAAUAUAUUUUGCUCUAUAAGGAUGGUGUGAUGUUUCAAAUUGAACAAGCCACCAAGCUCUGCUCCAAGAUUCCCCUGCCUGGUCCCUGGGACCCCCUGGACAUUCCUGAGAACUCCACCUUUGAAGAUGAGUACUCCAUCGGGGGGCCGCAGGAGCAGAUCACCGUCCAGGAGUGGUCCGACAGAAAGUCAGCUAGAGCCUAUGAAACCUGGAUUGGCAUUUAUACACUCAAGGAUUGUUAUCCUGUCCAGGAAACCAUCACUAAAAAUUACAGUGUGAUAUUGUCUACUCGAUUUUUUGAUAUACAGCUGGGUAUUAAAGACCCGUCAGUGUUUACCCCUCCAAGCACAUGCCAGACUGCCCAGCUGGAGAAGAUGAGUGAAGACUGCCCCUGGUGAGCCUGUACAGACACGGAAGGAGCAGCAAGGGCCGCCAGGGCCUGGGCUGGAGAUGGAUUUAAUUAUGGUGGGCCUGAGAGUCUUCAUCAGAGAUAAAGACACUUUUAGGAAGCCGUCAUUGAUGUGGAUUUUUGAAUGUUUGAUGCUGACUACUCAAGCUGUUUACAGAAGAGUAUGGGAUGAAGAACACCCAGUAAUAGGAGCGGACUAGCUAGCUAACAUGGACACCUGACAUGUACAGAACCUGUCUGGGUCUGUGUUUUCUGCGUUUGCAGGAGUGACCUCAGUGCGGUGGCUUACAGAGGGGCUAGGGGCUAACAGGAGCAGUUUGCCUUGGUGGGAUGGAAUCAUUUAUUAGUGACAUUGUGAAGAACUCGUGGUGAUAAUGAAAAGCAAAAUGAUUUGGGGGCAAUUUUAUUAUUUAUUUUCAAGUUUGCUCAGACAAUGUCCCCUUGUACCCAGGUGCCAGCCACUUCUGCUGACCCACACACACCCUGCCCUGUGCAGCCUUGACCACCAACAGAAUGAUCCUUUAAAAUUCCUUCCAGGCUCAAGAGCUUUACAAGGUUGGAGUAAACAUUAUUCCUCUGAAGAGACAUUUGAGAAGAGGAUUUAGAAAACCCUAAGUGUGAGCCACGUGUGCUUCCUUCUUCCUAUGCAAGAGCAUUGCUGUUUGUGCUGAAUCCUCACGGACCCUCAGUCAGCAGGUAGUGUUCUAAACAGUACCUAAUCAGCGUCGGGAGCCUAUCGUCCCCCAAAUCCAGGACUAGAACCCCCUUGUGUUCUAACUCCAUGGGCUGUUAAAUGUGCUAGGCCUGCCCUCACCUCAGCCUUCCUGGGUCAGUGUUCCACGCCUCUGUGUCGACCUGACAUCUGCUCAUCCGCCCAGGUCAGCUCACAGCUAACCACCCCUGGGAGCUGCUCCCACGUCCAGAUUUCUCCCCUUGCAGUUUGAGCAUGCUUUCCUCAUAAUGCUUCAUACUGCUUCCCAGACACUGUCACCCACUAUCCUGGCUGGAGGGGUGCUGUGUCCCAUUUUCUUUUAUAUCCCCUGCACCAAGCAAGUGCCUGGCACAUAGUGCCCCAGACGUGUGGAGUGGAGAGUGCUAGCCUCUGGUCCUUAGUUCCUUCAUCUGUUCAACGGGGUUGAGUUUGCUCAUCUCUAGGGACACUCCAGUAAUAAAAUGUAUUAUCAUUCUAGAUUCUUCUGCAAUUUCAUCCGGCCAUUUCUCUUGUUUAGGUACCAGGAGAAAUGUGUGCUACUUAUGCUGAAAAUAGUCUGUAAUACUCAGUUUUUCUGUAUUAUCUCAAUAAAUAAAUCUAAAUGCAUUGC